GGCCGGAGAUGCAGCGGGGAGCCGCGCUGUGCCUGCGCCUGUGGCUCUGCCUCGGACUGCUCGACGGCGAGCGCGGCCUGGCGAGUGGCUACUCCAUGACCCCCCCAACCCUAAACAUCACGGAGGAGACACACGUCAUUGACUCCAGGGACAGCUUGUCCAUCUCCUGCAGGGGGCAGCACCCCCUUGAGUGGUCCUGGCCAGGGGCUCAGGAGGCGCCGGCCACAGGGGAGAAGGACGGCGAGGACACAGGGGUUGUGCAAGACUGCGAGGGCACAGACACCAGGCCCUACUGCAAGGUGCUGCUGGUGCGUGAGGCCCGCGCCAACGACACGGGCAGCUACCGCUGUUCCUACAAGUACAUCAAAGCCCGCAUCGAGGGCACCACGGCCGCCAGCACCUACGUGUUCGUGAGAGACGUGGAGCAGCCAUUCAUCAACAAGCCAGACACGCUCCUGGUCAGCAGGAAGGAUGCUAUGUGGGUGCCCUGCCUGGUGUCCAUCCCGGGCCUCAACGUCACGCUGCGAUCGCAAAACUCAGCCCUGCGGCCUGACGGGCAGGAGGUGGUGUGGGACGACCGCCGGGGCAUGCGCGUGCCCACGCCCCUGCUGCGCGAGGCCCUGUACCUACAGUGUGAGACCACCUGGGGUGGCCAGGACUUCCUAUCCAACCCCUUCCUCGUGCACAUCACAGGCAACGAGCUCUAUGACAUCCAGCUGUUCCCCAAGAAGUCGCUGGAGCUGCUGGUCGGGGAGAAGCUGGUCCUGAACUGCACCGUGUGGGCCGAGUUCAACUCGGGUGUCACCUUCGACUGGGACUAUCCGGGGAAGCAGGCAGAGCGGGGUAAGUGGGUGCCAGAGCGGCGCUCCCAGCAGACUCACACAGAGCUCUCCAGCAUCCUGACCAUCCACAACGUCAGCCAGCACGACCUGGGCCCAUAUGUGUGCGAGGCCAACAACGGCAUCCAGCGGUUCCGGGAGAGCACCGAGGUCAUUGUGCACGAAAAGCCCUUCAUCAGCGUCGAGUGGCUCAAGGGUCCUGUUCUGGAGGCCACGGCAGGAGACGAGCUGGUGAAGCUGCCCGUGAAGCUAGCGGCGUACCCCCCGCCGGAGUUCCAAUGGUACAAGGACAGAAAGUCAGUGUCCGGGCGCCAGAGUCCGCACGCCCUGGUGCUCAAGGAGGUGACGGAGGCCAGUGCAGGGAUCUACACCCUCGCCCUCUGGAACUCCGCGGCCGGCCUACAGCGCAACAUCAGCCUGGAGCUG
Messenger RNA from Leptonychotes weddellii (Weddell seal), 1265 nucleotides. The record is from RefSeq and is a predicted model, not a curated record. Lineage: Eukaryota; Metazoa; Chordata; Mammalia; Carnivora; Phocidae.